GCUCCGCGGGGUGCCCGGGCCGGAGUUGCUGUGUGGGGCGGGGAAGGUUCCGAGCAGGAGCCGGAGAACCGGGACCAUGCCGCCCCCCAAAGACGUGGUGAAAAUCGCCAUUCAGAUGAUGGGAGCCAUCCCACAGCUUAUUGAACUCAACCAGACCAAGCCCCUGGCUGCGGUUGUGAAGGAGGUUUGUGACGUGUGGAACCUGGGCAACGCCGAGCACUACGCCCUGCAGUAUGUGGACGGGCAGCAGACGUACAUCACCGAGUCGAACCGCGCGGAGAUUAAGAAUGGGAGCAUUCUGCGGCUGACCACUUCUCCGGAUCAGGAGGCAGAGCGGCUGCACAAUGGGAUCCGGAGUCACAACCUGGACGUGAAGGCAGACUCCCUGAAGAAGCUGGCGAACCUCUCCCGAGACAUCACCUUUGCCCAGGAGUUCAUCAAUAGGAACGGCCUGAAACAGCUCUUCCUUAUUGUGGAAGAGGGGAACGAUACAGGGGAGAUUCUAGCUCACACCCUGAAGGCAUUCAUGGAGCUGAUGGAGCACGAUUUUGUCUCCUGGGAGACGCUGAGUCCGGCCUUCAUCAAAAAAAUAGUGAGGUACGUCAACACGGGUGGGAUGGACGCCUCCAUCCAGCAGCUCUCCCUGUCCAUCCUGGAGAACAUGGUCCCGAGCAGCCGCCACCUCUUUGAGCUGGUCAAACGUGAAGUGACCCUGGAUCGCCUCCUCACCCACCUGCAGGUGACCAACCAGCAGCUGCAGCUCAAAGCCAUGGCGCUGCUCAUCGCCCUGCUGCUGAAUGCCAGUGACGCGGAGAGGAGGGACAUGAUGGGCUAUCUGGGCGAGAGGAACAUCCGGCAGUUCAUUCACAAGAACAUUAUCCACGCCUCGGAGCCGAUGGGGGAUGAGAUGGCCCAUUACCUCUACGUGCUGCAGUCCAUCACCCUCAACCUGCUGGAGCGGAGGAUGCGGACCCCCAUGGACCCCUACUCGCAGGAGCAACGGGAGCUUCUCCAGUUCCUGCGUCACAGCGCCUUCGAGUCGGAGAGCGAGGCUUCUGCCGGCACCGUCAGCGCGGAGCGCCGGCGCUCGGUGUGUGUCACAGAGUUCCGCAAGCUGGGCUUCCAGAACCACAGUAACCCUGCCCAGGACCUGCACCGCGCGCCCCCGGGACUGCUGGCCCUGGACAACAUGGUCUACUUCUCCAGACACUGCCCGAGCGCCUAUAGCAGAUUUGUCCUUGAGAACAGCAGCCGUGACGAUAAACACGAGUGCCCGUUUGCCCGGAGCAGCAUCCAGCUCACCCUGGCCCUCUGCGAGAUCCUGCACGUCGGGGAACCAUGCUCGGAGACGGCCCAGGCCUUCUACCUCAUGUUCUUCGGUCAGGACCACUUCUUCCAGGAGCUCUUCUGUAUCUGCAUCCAGCUGCAGAACAAGACCUGGAAGGAGAUGCGUGCCACGCAGGAGGACUUCGACAAGGUGCUGCAGGUGGUUCGGGAGCAGAUCACCCGGACCCUGUCCCUCAAACCCACCUCCCUGGAGCUGUUCAAGACCCGAGUGAACGCGCUUAACUACAGCGAGAUCCUGAGACUGCGGCAGACGGAGAGGAUGCACCAGGAGGAGACGCUGGCCGUGCCUGUGCUGGAACUGCGAGAGAGGCUCAAGCCCGAGCUCCUGGAGCUGAUCCGCCAGCAGCGGCUCCUGCGGCUCUGCGAGGGGACCCUCUUCCGCAAGAUCAGCAGCCGCCGCAGACAGGAUAAGCUGUGGUACUGCCGCCUGUCCCCCAACCACAAGGUGCUGCACUACGGAGAUGUGGAGCAGGGGGUGCAGAGCCCCCCCAUCGAGAGCCUGCCGGAGAAGAUUCCCGUGGCCGACAUCAAGGAGCUGCUGGUUGGCAGGGAAUGCCCGCACAUGAAGGAGAAGGGCUCCGGGAAGCACAACAAGGAUGUCCUGGACCUGGCCUUCUCCAUUAGCUAUGACGUGGAGGAGUACUACCUGAACUUCAUCGCCCCCACUCGCUACGAGUUCUGCCUGUGGACGGACGGCCUGAACGUGUUGCUGGGCCGGGAGCUGACGAGCGAGCGAACCCAGAGCGAGCUCGACAUCCUGCUCUCCAUGGAGCUCAAGCUGCGCCUCCUGGACCUGGAGAACAUUUCCAUCCCCGACACCCCUCCCCCCGUCCCCAAGCCCCCCAGCAACUUAAACUUCUGCUAUGACUUCAGCCCCAAUGAACAGUGAGGGCCUCCACCCCCGCCAUGGUGCUCUCGCUCCCCCGAGCCAGCCCCAGCUCCCGGCCCUGCUAGCAG
Messenger RNA from Terrapene triunguis (Three-toed box turtle), 2304 nucleotides. RefSeq names its product engulfment and cell motility protein 3-like. Gene Ontology annotation, biological process: actin filament organization; cell motility. The record is from RefSeq and is a predicted model, not a curated record. NCBI's taxonomy places the organism in Eukaryota, Metazoa, Chordata, Testudines, Emydidae. The transcript is spliced from 21 exons. Bases 77 to 2236 code for a protein of 719 amino acids.